Hirsutella rhossiliensis is the source of this 2781-nucleotide messenger RNA. Its product is annotated as prolyl oligopeptidase family domain-containing protein. Gene Ontology annotation, biological process: proteolysis. The transcript is spliced from 2 exons. Gene Ontology annotation, molecular function: serine-type peptidase activity; dipeptidyl-peptidase activity. Lineage: Eukaryota; Fungi; Ascomycota; Sordariomycetes; Hypocreales; Ophiocordycipitaceae. The coding region runs from base 1 to 2781 and encodes 926 amino acids. The record is from RefSeq and is a predicted model, not a curated record.
AUGGAGCCGUCAUCAUCGUCCGCCGACGCCCGGCGCCCGUCCCACGAUUCCCUCUCCUCUGUCUCGACGACGAGCCUCGUCUUCGACCGGCUGCACGAAGAGACGGAAAAGGCCCCCGCCAUGAGAAAGACGGGCAACGGCGGCAGGGCCCCUCGCCUCGGCCACCCGCACAAGCUGGAAGAAGGCGGCGCCGACGAUGACUCCUUUGACGAAACGGGCCCCUUUCUGGGACAGUCUGGCGGACCCCCCGAGCGGAAACCCAUGGAUCGCGGCCUACGUCGCGUCCUCAUUAUUGCCGGCGGCAUCGUUGCUGGUGCCUGGCUCGUCGCCCUCGUCCUCUUCCUCGCCUCCGGCUCCUACAAACACACCAGCGAUGCCGACCACAACCCCGACGCCGACACCCGCGGCUCUGGCAAGACAAUCACCAUGGACCAGAUCCACAGCGGCUUCUGGGUCCCCAAGUCGCAAACAAUCAGCUGGAUUGCCGACCCCGGCGGCCAGGACGGCCUCCUUCUCGAGCAGGGCGCCACCGGCAAGGACUACCUCGUCGUCGAGGACGUUCGGUCCAACCAAGGCGACAACUCUUCGGCCGUCCGCGAUGCCCACGCAGACACCCUCGCAGGGUCUCGCACGCUCAUGAAGAGUGCAUAUUUUGAGUACAAGGGCAAGCCGCACCUGCCCGACUGGCUCAAGCCAAGUCCCGACUUGAAAAGGGUCCUCCUCGCCGUCGACCGCGAAAAGAACUGGCGCCACUCCUUCACGGCCAUCUACUUCAUUCUCGACGUCGCCUCCGGGAGCGUCGAGCCGCUCUUCCCAGCCAACGACAAGGCCAGGGUACAGCUCGCCACCUGGAACCCCACAAGCGACGCCAUCUCCUUCACCAUGGACAACAAUCUGUACCUCAGGAUCCUCGCCGGCGAUGGCAAAGCAUUCCAAAUCACCACCGACGGCGGCCCUGACUGUUUCUACGGUGUCCCUGACUGGGUCUACGAAGAGGAGAUCUUCGGCGGCCGCACCGCCACCUGGUGGUCUGAAAACAGCAAGUACAUUGCCUUUUUGCGCACAAACGAGACUCGCGUAAAGGAAUUCCCCGUCGAGUACCACCUCUCGCGCCCCAGCGACACUGAGCCGCCCGAGGGCGAAGAAGCCUAUCCCGAGGUCCGCCAGAUCAAGUAUCCCAAGCCCGGCUCCCCCAACCCCGUCGUCGACCUCCAGUUAUUCGACGUCGUCCACCAGGACGUCUUCUCUGUCGACAUCGCCGACGACUUUGCUGACGACAACCGCAUCAUCAACAACGUCCUCUGGGCCGGCAACCAGCUUCUAGUCAAGCAGACGAACCGCGUCGGCGAUCAUCUCAAGGUCGUCCUGGUCGACGUGGCUGAUCGUUCGGCAAAGACUGUCAACGACGUCAACGUGGCCGAGAUUGACGGCGGCUGGCAUGAGAUCUCCCACAAGAUGACCUACAUCCCCGCCGACCCGGCCAAGGGCCGACAGCACGACGGAUACGUCGACACCGUCAUCCACGACGACUUUGAGCACUUGGCCUACUUCACCCCUCUCAACAGCUCCAAGCCGCUCAUGCUCACGUCCGGCAGUUGGGAGGUCGAGGAUGCGCCGUCGGCCGUCGACCUCGACAAUAACCUCGUCUACUUUGUCGCCACGCGUGAGUCGUCGAUCCAGCGUCACGUCUACUCGGUCAAGCUCGACGGCUCCGACCUCAAACCCCUGACCGACACCUCGUCCGAGGGCUACUACGCCGCCUCCUUUUCCGAGGGCGCUGGCUUCGCCCUGCUCUCGUACCGGGGACCUGGAAUCCCGUACCAAAAGGUCAUCUCGACGCCCUCGACGCCCGCCCACUACGACCGCACCGUCGAGGACAAUGCCGAGCUGGCGGAGCACGCCAGGAAGCACGAACUGCCCGUCGUCAAGUACGGCACCCUCGACCUCGGCGGCGGCGUCAGCGUCAACUACAAGGAGCGCCGGCCCCCGCACUUCAACCCCAGCAAGAAGCACCCCGUGCUCUUCCAGCAGUACUCGGGCCCCAACUCGCAGUCGGUCACCAAGCGCUUCGGCGUCGACUUCCAGUCGUAUGUCGCCGGCGCCCUCGGCUACGUCGUCGUCACCGUCGACCCCCGCGGCACCGGCUUUCUCGGCCGCAAGCACCGCGUCGCCGUUCGGUCGCAGCUCGGCUUCCUCGAGGCGCAGGACCACAUUGCCGCCGCGCGCCACUUUGCCUCGCUCGACUACGUCGAUGCUGCCCGCCUCGCCAUCUGGGGCUGGUCCUACGGCGGCUUCGCCACGCUCAAGACGCUCGAGCAGGACGCCGGGCGUACCUUUUCAUACGGCAUGGCCGUCGCGCCCGUCACCGACUGGCGCUUCUACGACAGCAUCUACACGGAGCGCUACAUGCGCCUCCCGGCCGACAACGCCGCCGGCUACGACGCGUCGACGGUGGCCAACGCGUCGGCCCUCGGUCAGAACACGCGCUUCCUGCUCAUGCACGGCACCGCCGACGACAACGUGCACUUCCAGAACUCGCUGCACCUGCUCGACGCUCUCGACGUCGCCGGCGUCGAAAACUACGACGUCCACGUGUUUCCCGACAGCGACCACAGCAUCAUGUUUCACAGCGCGAACCGCAUCGUCUACGACAAACUCAACAACUGGCUCAUCAACGCCUUCAACGGCGAGUGGCUCAAGAUCAAGGACCCUAAGCCACACACCAGCCGUCUGCGCAGGUGGCUCGCGGCCCUGGCUCCGGCGACGGUCCGCAGGAUAUGA